AUGGUCUCGCAGCAGGAAAUCCGUCGUCGGUCCUCGGCCGCCGACAGGACCUCUCCCGUGCAUGAAUCCACGACCCCUGAGGCCACUGUCGCUACCUCCACCACCUUCUCUCCGCCCUCUGACCUGGCACGCGCCCACUCGCGGACCCAGACCCAACACAUCGACACCGUCAGGGCAGAGGAUGCCACCAGGAGACUACACAAGAGCAGCGGCAGCGACGCGGACAUGAUGCCGCCGCCGCCCAUACCCGGCGACAGUGGCGCGGGAGCCUGCCUGUCGCGGUCCAACUCGGCGGCUUCCCGCAUCACGAACCGCCUCUCCUUAACGCUACCCAUUGCUCCCCCGACGAGCGACCCGUCACGGCCGGCCCACCGGUCUGGAGCGGGCACGCCGUCCAUACCCCCGACUCCCGCCGAGCAGUCGACUGUCGCCUCACCUCCCGACGCCAACGAGUUCAUAAUAGCAAUCGCGGCUCAGGAGCGUCGGGUGCUGGAGCUACGGGAAGAGUUGGCCCGGGCAGAGGCGGACCUCUCGUCGCUCAAGAAGCAAUGGACGGCCACGGGGUCAUAUCACAAGAGACCCGUGGGCCACCACCACCACCAUCCAGACACCCCCCGAAAAGCCACGCCUGGGGCUUCCCUCGACGACGACAACGCCGCAUCACGGCGUAGCGGGGACUUGGACCGCAGGAAGACGCUGCUCCAAAACCAGGGCCAGAGCACCCCGACGCAGAAUCGUAGACGGGUCAUCCGUGGCGGACACACGCGCACUCUGUCUCUACUGUCACCAGCCAAGCCACCCUCAGAAUUCUCCGUGCUCGAAGACGGCGGCGCGGAGGAGCCCAAAGUCCCGCCCAUGACUCGGACAGCGACCAUGCCCUCGAGUCCAGCGCUAUCGAAGCGGUCGUCGUGGCAGCCACGAUCGACCAACGACUCUCCGAUGAUGCCGUGGCUUGUCGAGGACUUUAAGCUGGGGUUGAAGGCGUUUGUGGAAGACAUUCGCCAGAUUACCGUUGGAGACGAGCCCAUUACGGGACAUGCCAGCCGGACUACACCAACCAUGCAGAACGGAUCGGCGGCCAGCAAACGGUCGUCGGGUGGCCUGGAAAGGAGAGCGACCGUUCAGUCCUCGCGCCCGCGGGCCAGUCUUGGCCUGGGCCUGGACACGCCGAGCUCGGGCGCAUCGACACCGACCCCGAGCGGCAGACACACGGCGUCGGCAGCGCUCGAGAAGCCCAAGCCAAUUAAGAACAAGCGGUUCUCGUGGACGCCGCUGGGAUUCGACGCGGUAGACGACAGCGACUGGGCCAACUGGGACUCGCCGGGCCCGUCCAAGUCGCCGCGGUGGAGCGGAUCGACCAUCAACAGCGCGGGGCUCGAGGAGAUAGCGUCCAUCCCCGAGGCGGGCGAGGAGAAGUCGACACCGGUGAAGAACAGGUCGAUAACGGGGGAGGCGCCGCUGCUGUCGCCGCAGAAGCUCGAGGAGAUUCUCCCCAGCGUGGUGAACAGGCUGUCGCCGAGCAACCUCAAGCGCACGGCCAACAGCCUAAUGGACGAGUGGGAGAAGUCGCUCGUGGCGCCCGGGGCGGGCGACAAGGAGAACGAGGCGUGA
Purpureocillium lilacinum is the source of this 1611-nucleotide messenger RNA. RefSeq lists its product as uncharacterized. The record is from RefSeq and is a predicted model, not a curated record. NCBI's taxonomy places the organism in Eukaryota, Fungi, Ascomycota, Sordariomycetes, Hypocreales, Ophiocordycipitaceae.